AUGUCGGCCACAAACCCCAGCAAGCAGGCGCAGACGCAGGCGCGUGAGCUGAAGCACCGCGUGCUCGCGUGCCUCCACAAGCUCGCCGACCGGGACACCCACUCCGUCGCCGCGUCAGAGCUCGAAUCCAUCUCCAGAACCCUCCCUGCAGACGCCUUGCCCUCUUUCCUCUCCUCCAUCUCCGCCACCGACUCCUCAGACAAGUCCCCCGUCCGCCGACAGUGCGUCCGCCUUGUCGCCGUCCUCGCCGACCACCACGGAAACUCCCUCUCCCCACACCUCUCCCGGAUCCUCUCCGCCGUCGUCCGCCGCCUCCGCGACCCGGACUCCUCCGUCCGCUCCGCCUGCGUCGCCGCCUCACUCUCCCUCUCCUCGAACCUCACUUCAGCUCCCUUCGCCGCCGUCACCAAACCCUUCCUCGAAGCCCUCUUCACUGAGCAGGAUUCCGGCGCACAAAACGGCGCCGCAUUGUGCCUGGCGGCGGUGAUUGAGGGAUCUGGAAAUCCGGAUGUGGGGAGCUUGAGAAAAUUACUGCCGAGACUCGAGAAGCUCGCGAAAUGUGAGGGUUUCAAGGCUAAGGCGGCGAUCUUGGCACUGAUCGGAAAUGUAGUCGGAGUGAAGGGAGUUUUGACCGGCAGCAGUAAGAAUGUGAUUAAGAACUUGGUGAUGUGUUUGAUGGAGUUUCUGAGCAGUGAAGAUUGGGCUGCUAGAAAAUCGUCGGCCGAGGCAUUGAUGAAGAUCGCGGCGGUGGAGAAAGACGCGCUUUGGGAGCAUAAAGCUUCUUGCUUGAAGAGUUUUGAAGCCAAGAAAUUCGACAAGGUGAAAGCUGUGAGGGAGACUAUGAAUCAGUUGUUGGAAGCUUGGAAGGAUAUUCCCGAUUUGCCCGAUGAGGUCUCACCACUGCCUGAAUCUCAGCCGUCGUCUAAAGAAAACGCUAGUGAUGGAUCAAAAAAUCCUCAAGGAGCUAAAAGUAGCUCUUUCAACGACCCAACUAAAAGACCUGCACAAUUUACCAGUGGCUCGCCUGCUUUGACAGCCAGGAGAAAACGCUCGGCAGGUAUUAAUGAAAACAGAAAGAGUCCACCAAUGUUCCGUAAAUUAGACCACAAAAAGCAAUCCAACUUGAAAGCUGAAAUAUUUGCUCCUGCCGGUUCUUCUCGCCCAGUGGUUACAGAAUAUAAUACCCCUUUGGAUGUGGACCAAAGAGUUUCAGAGAUCGAAGAAGAAAUAAAACCAUUUGUAAAACCUGGGAUCAGACGAGCCCUGUUCAAUGAAAAGCACGAUUUACCCAAGCUUGGUGAGGCGAGUGUUGUGGUUGGUAAUGAAGCUGGAAACGAUUUUGAGGACCCGAGAGACUAUGAAGACCUGUCUUUGAUCCGUAAGCAGCUUUUGCAGAUUGAAAAUCAGCAAUCAAAUUUGUUGGAAAUUCUCCAGGGAUUUAUUGGGAGCUCACAGAAUGGUAUUCACUCUCUGGAAAAACGUGUACACGGUAUAGAACUGGCCUUGGAUGAAAUUUCAUUCGACUUAGCUGUCUCCAACCAGAAGGUUCCAAACAACGAUACCUUGUGCUGCAAGUUUCCAGUAACCGACUUCUUGAGCUCCAAGCUCUGGAGAAAACCGGAAGACUCUGCUACAGUUUCUCGAUUAUCCACUCGUGGGACCCCUUCACUGGCUGCAGCAGCACGCAGCAUACCCGACCAGAACCAGAGAAUUCACUUUCGUGGAGGUCAUGGACUUGUAAUGAACCCGUUGGCUGAAAUCCCGAGAGGCUCCCCGGGGCUUCCGGAAGCUUCCUCGAGUGGAGUUGGAAAAAACUGA
Striga hermonthica is the source of this 1818-nucleotide messenger RNA. NCBI's taxonomy places the organism in Eukaryota, Viridiplantae, Streptophyta, Magnoliopsida, Lamiales, Orobanchaceae. The record is from the annotation of a GenBank genome assembly.